CCUCGUCUUUUAUUCCUUCACGAAAACAUCAGCCGAGGUCCGCGAGUGGUUGAAGGUUUAGGUUUUCAAUUGUCUUAUAUAGCCUUUAAAAGGGUGAAUUUAGUGACAAAUCACCCUAAUUAGUGAAACCGAAAGUGAUGGCCGAGCUGCUAAUUGAUCCCAACAUUCGGGGCUGGGUGUUUCUGCCCAUAGUGGUCAUCACCUUUCUGGUCGGAAUCAUUCGUCACUAUUUCUCGAUAUUGAUUUCCUCCCAGAAGAAGGUCGAACUUACGCAGAUUCAGGACAGUCAAGCCAUGAUCCGUGCCCGACUGCUGAGGGAGAACGGCAAAUACCUAACCCCGCAGUCAUUCGCUAUGCGAAGACAUUACUUCAACAACGAGGAAACGGGUUAUUUCAAAACGCAGAAGCGAGCACCACCCAGCCCCAAUUCAACCGCCAUGCUGUCCGAUCUCGUUAAGGGUAACUUUAUCAACGUCCUGCCGAUGAUCGUGAUUGGCGGCUGGAUCAAUUGGAUGUUUUCGGGAUUCGUCACCACCAAAGUGCCAUUUCCGCUGACGCUCCGCUUCAAACCGAUGCUGCAGCGUGGAAUCGAGCUUGCCUCGCUGGAUGCGGCGUGGGUCUCGUCAGCUUCCUGGUACUUUUUGAACGUGUUCGGGCUGAGAAGUAUUUACACUCUCGUUCUGGGCGAAAAUAAUGCGGCUGAUCAGACGCAAACGAUGCAGGACCAGAUGUCGGGUGCUGCCGUCGCGAUGCCUCAGGAUCCGAAGGCGGCCUUCAAAGCCGAAUGGGAGGCACUGGAAAUCACCGAAUAUCAGAAUGCUCUGGCAAACAUCGAGACAGAGCUGCUGGCGUCGAUUUAUAUGCAGGAUCGGCCGGUGCACAACCGAGAAGAUGGAGCGCUGCGGAAUUAACCUAUAAGCAUUUCUAGACGGUUUAGUUUAGCGUUAAUUUGUUGUUUCAAAGCUAGAAAAAGUAAUCUUGUGGCACAUCUACCGUCUUGUAUGAAAGUUUAGCGUUAAUGAAUAUCCUAGCUGGAAGAAGUAUAGCCUGUUCUAUUUAUGUUAUUAUUCAACAAGCAUUUCACGCAAUGAUUUUGUUUUAGAUCCACGUGGACGGGAACAUUAGCUUAGGUAGUCUCUAGUUAUUAACUAAGAUUGUACUAUAGCUCAAUGAAACCGAAUAAAAGCCUCUUGAACGAAGAAAAAA
Wyeomyia smithii (pitcher-plant mosquito) is the source of this 1206-nucleotide messenger RNA. It is a transcript of the gene EMC3, whose product is annotated as ER membrane protein complex subunit 3. The coding region runs from base 138 to 911 and encodes 257 amino acids. The transcript is spliced from 3 exons. Gene Ontology annotation, biological process: protein folding in endoplasmic reticulum. Gene Ontology annotation, cellular component: EMC complex; membrane. The record is from RefSeq and is a predicted model, not a curated record. Lineage: Eukaryota; Metazoa; Arthropoda; Insecta; Diptera; Culicidae.